AUGAAUCUUUCAAGACAGCUUGAGUUCACUCCGAGAUUUUCAUCCUUCUUCAAGUUCUAUUUGGGACAUAUCAGCUCUAACACUUUGCAAAUUCCCACAGGUUUUGUUGCACAAAUGAGAGGACUCGUACCGAAAAAAUGUAUCUUGAGAAAUGAUCGAGGAAAAUGCUGGAGGAUCAAUGUUGGAAUGGUGGGACAAGACAUGUUUUUCACAAAGGGAUGGUCAGUAUUUGUCUUAGAGAACUCACUUGAAGAUGGUCAUUUACUAGUUUUUUACUAUGACGGGGAAAUGACUUUCAACUUUACGCAUUACGAUCAUUCGGCAUGUGAGACUCCGGAAAAUCCCUUUUUCGUGACGAAACUUCAAAGAAAGAAACCAAAUGGACUGCAUGUUCCUGCUGAUAUGAUGAGAAACUAUGGCAUUAAGCUUCCUUCGACUGUUUUGAUGAUCGAUCAAGAAGGGAGGCAAAUCUAUACGGAGGUGGUGACGUGGACGGAUGGGAGGACGAGGAUCGUGGAGGGAUGGAAGUUAUUUGUGAGGAACAACAACCUUAGCGAAGAAGACAGGUGCAUUUGUGAGAUCAUGGUCAACGAUGAUGAACCGCCGCAAGUACUCUUCUUGAAGAUGACGGUUCUUCGAGCCGGUUCAUGGCUUCCCAAAUUUAUAGGCCGUCAUAAUAUAUAA
Molecule: messenger RNA, 684 nt
Organism: Impatiens glandulifera
Lineage: Eukaryota; Viridiplantae; Streptophyta; Magnoliopsida; Ericales; Balsaminaceae
Product: putative B3 domain-containing protein At5g66980
Exons: 4
Coding region: 1-684 (227 amino acids)
Molecular function (GO): DNA binding
Source: RefSeq, a predicted model, not a curated record